Molecule: messenger RNA, 3415 nt
Organism: Branchiostoma floridae (Florida lancelet)
Lineage: Eukaryota; Metazoa; Chordata; Leptocardii; Amphioxiformes; Branchiostomatidae
Exons: 15
Coding region: 140-3415 (1091 amino acids)
Cellular component (GO): cell periphery; cell septum
Molecular function (GO): chitin synthase activity
Source: RefSeq, a predicted model, not a curated record
UGAGCCAAUCAGACGGUUGUCGCAUCGACCAGUUUAGUACAGUCGUGACUGUCGUACGGCGAAGUUUCAAACACGGAGAUCAAUUCUUGCGGUGUCUAGGUACAGUUUUAGGGUCAUCACCUACAAAGGUUUAUCCGACAUGUCGACCAAUGAGGGCCAGCUUUCCAACGGGCAACCCGGAAAGAGACUGUCCAAUAUAAGCGAGGAACGGAGCACUCCGGGUAGCACUCCUCCCGAGACCAAGAGGAUGGCAACGGGCGUCAGCGGGCCUUCUGUAGCCAACGGGCGGGUGCCCUCGAGCCCCACCCCGAAGACCUACGCUGGGGCGUACGAGCCGAGCUUGACCGUGAACAUCCGUAACAUCGAAGCGGACGUGGUGUACGGUGCGGUGGGAGAGACUCACAUGUGUCUCAAAGUUCUCAAACUCGUUCUUUCCAUCCUGAUCGGAUUAAUCGUUCUCGGGUGUCUUACUGUAAGCAGAUUGUCGAUCAUUGGUAUCACCAAGACAUUCCGCAACCAAUCUUUAAGAUGGAGCGAGGACGAGUUCACGGACUUGUGCGAAAACGACGGAAACUUCACGGGAGAAAAAGAAGUAAAAGAAAUGGAGUCCACGGUACUUAUGAUGGAAUACAUAUUGAUGUUCCCAUACGGAGUGUCUUUCUUCCGGAGCGUUUGGAAUGGAGCGUUCCAGGCCUCCAUGCCAUGGCCACAUGCAAAAGCCGCAGUUCUGGGCGUCGUCCUGAGUUUCCUCGAAGUGUUCGGGCUGUGCCUCUUCACUCUCCGGGUCAUGCCGUCUGUCCACCCCUCUAUCAGCCUAGUCCUGUCCAACGGCAUCUUCUUCGUACCCAUCAUAUUGCAGGUUGUGAAACACUCCAUCAAACUGUCCAAGGUCCGGAUAAGGAAACACCUGGGCCUGUUCUUCUACAUCCUCGCGUCGAUCAUCCUCGCGUUAGCAUGUGGAACAUUAGUGGUGUGUUGGUGCGUGUUUCGCAGGUGGGAGAUAGCGGACAACAAGUGGGAGAUACCGGUAUCUCUACUGUCCCUCUCCGUCGCCUGGGCGCCGCUUCUACAAGAGUACCAGACAGGAGAAGGCACUGAAACCGACAAUACCGAAAACACAGCCCGAUCCAAGAAGAAAAGCAGGGCGCAAGAUGUUGCGGUAGAAGACCCAGACGGUAUCUUCUUUGGCAGGCAGAAGAGCGAAGUUGUCGUACAAACUGUGGACCAUCUUGGAAGCAACGUCAAGGAGAACGCCAGGUGGAAAAUGGGGAUCAUCAACAACUUCUUCAAGCUCAUCUUUGUGCUCCUUGUUCCAGAAGCCUUGAGGGUGCUUCGGUUGGUAGACAUCUGUUCACCUUGGGUGUGGACAAAGCUGGAUCUGUACACGGAGUGGGCAAACAUGUACAGCAUGAGUCACCUGUACACCACAAGUCAACCGGCUAUCACCAACUUUAUCGUGAAUGUGUGUUGCAGUUUCAGCGGGUACGUGCUAGCAUGGAUGGCGUGCACCAUACGGAUGCAGUUCUUUGGAUUCGCCCUCCCACUAUGCAUAGGAACCAUCGUUGCAUUCACAAUAACGUAUGUCCAGCCCCUGUGUGAGUUCGUGACGUUCAUUCCUGCGGAAACAUGCACGGAAAACCUGGAUCAGCUGAUGUGGGACGUACCUGUGGCUGCAGGUCUUCUACUCAUCCAGUUCCUGUCUACGACCUGGUUCGUCAUGAGGAGCCCUACUAUCGUCAUGGAAAGGGAAGCGAGCUUGUUCUGGUUGCCCGGGUACAGUGGGGUGUUUCCCGAACAGUGGCUGCUGCUCAGCCGUAAGAACAGGAACACUAAGAGCGAGGACUUCGUGGUGCAAAAGAGAACACGGCAAAACGCGCACGUCUACAUCUGUACUACAAUGUACCACGAGGCUGAACAUGAGAUGGAGCAGCUCCUGACAUCCCUACGGGGGAUAGCGGAGAGCCAGGUGGGGGAGCGGACCUUCGAGUCCCACAUCUUCUUCGACGGAGGCUGUAAGCAGGGUCAGCCGUCACAGUGGGCUCUGCAGCUGCUGUCGCUCAUGGAUCACACACUAAAGGAUGGCAACAGCAAGGAAAGCAUCAUUAACCAGUGCACGAAAUACAAGACUCCAUACGGACUGCAGCUACACUGGGACCUGCACUAUGACAACGGAGAUACCGAGAGCGGCAUGAGCUUCAACAUUCAUCUCAAGGACAACACACUGGUAAAGAACAAGAAAAGAUGGAGCCAGGUGAUGUACAUGUCUUACGUCUUAGACUAUGCAGUGUACUUCAGCCCAAUCGGUGUUGAGUCCAAGGCGAUACCAGACACCGAUAUGAAGGCCACCUCUGUACUGGGCCAGGACAGUUUUAACGGACCGCACAGAGCCAGGCUCCACAUGAAGCGGGAUGCUAACGGUGGGGGCGGGUGGACAGCCGGGGAGUUUAAUGACGAUCAGUACCUACAGAUAGACCUGGGAGAAGAAAUGGUGUUCACAGGAGUUAUAACACAGGGCAAGGCAGGUACGAACGAGUGGGUAACGAAGUACCGACUGCUGUACAGCGACGACGGCGAGCUGUGGCAGUACUACAAGGACGAUUCCGGGCAGCCUGCGGAGUUUGCGGGAAACCGUGACGCCGAUACCCCCGUACGUCAGCUGCUGGAUAAGCCAAUCACAACCCGUUUCGUCAGUUUCAACCCCGUCCAAUGGGCCAAUCGGAUCAGCAUGAGAGUGGAGGUGCUUGGAUACUCUGCUACCGACAAAGACAGGGACAACUUCAUGCUCGCUACCGACGCAGACGUCAAGUUCUCUCCCCAGUCCGCUAAAGCCCUGCUGGACAUCAUGACACGUGACCCUAACGUGGGUGCCGUGUGCGCGCGGACUCAACCCCUGGGGUCCGGACCCAUGGUGUGGUACCAGAUGUUCGAAUACGCCGUGGGACACUGGUUUCAAAAAGUAGAGAAAGGCUGGCGGCUGGAGUACACGGCUGUGUCCGAGGACAGCACCUACUGUCCGGAGGAGUUUGAUGAGUUCUUCAACCAGAGGAGACGGUGGAUCCCCUCAACUGUCGCCAACCAGCUGGAACUGCUGCGGAAAUGGGCGAACGGACAGAUGAUCAACGACUACGUCUCCAGGCUCUUCAUACUGUAUCAGGGCUUUCUGUUGUUCUCUACCAUGAGUGGACCGUCUACUGUUAUCCUCAUCAUAGCUGACAAAGACCGGGACAAUUUCAUGCUGGCGACCGACGCUGAUGUCAAGUUCUCGCCCCAGUCCGCUAAAGCCCUGCUGGACAUCAUGACACGUGACCCUAACGUGGGUGCCGUGUGCGCGCGGACUCACCCCCUCGGGUCCGGACCCAUGGUCUGGUACCAGAUGUUCGACUACGCCGUGGGACACUGGUUCCAGAAGAUGUGA